This is a messenger RNA of Diospyros lotus (date-plum), 2106 nucleotides long. Its product is annotated as serine/threonine-protein kinase BSK1-like. The transcript has 9 exons. Gene Ontology annotation, molecular function: protein binding; ATP binding; protein kinase activity. Gene Ontology annotation, biological process: brassinosteroid mediated signaling pathway; protein phosphorylation. NCBI's taxonomy places the organism in Eukaryota, Viridiplantae, Streptophyta, Magnoliopsida, Ericales, Ebenaceae. The coding region runs from base 405 to 1916 and encodes 503 amino acids. The record is from RefSeq and is a predicted model, not a curated record.
UGGGGAGAAGAUCGCCCUUCCCUAAAAUUAAUCGGGCGAAGUUGGAAACUUACGUUACGUUAUCAAAAAAAGGAAGGGGUGGGGAUCAGAAUGAGAAGAGAAUAGCCCCGGAUGGGAUAUGCAGUAGUUACCCAUCUCCAUCUCAGUCUCCAUCUCCCGCUGUAAGAAUAUUAUCGUUAACCUCUCUCUCUCAUUGGACAAAUGAGAGAGAGAGAGAAGAAAGCACGAACAGCGAAGGAAGAUACCCGUUUCAAUUCUCUAACUCGUGUCUUGUCUUUAGUCUUUACUGUGGACGGGUCUAUUUUUUCUUUCUGUGAUGGUUGGUCUUUCACUUGCUGCUGCUAUUUGAGGACAAAGUAAGUGUGUGCGUGCGUGUCUGAGUGAAACACGGGGACUCGGAGCCAAUGGGCUGUUGCCAGUCCUCCUGCUCCUCGUCGCUUGAAGAGGCGGAGCCAGAAAAGGGCCCCUCAAACCACCACCAGCUGACCCCAACCCCGCCGUUCAGCCACCCUCCUCUGCCCGCCUCCGAUUCCGCCGGCGCCCCCUCCUUCUCCGAGUUCUCUUUCUCCGACCUGAAGGCCGCCACCAACAACUUCAGCCUCGACUCCAUCGUCUCCCAGAGCAGCGAACGAGCCCCCAAUAUUGUCUACAAGGGCCGCCUUCAGAACCGUCGCUGGAUCGCCGUCAAGAAAUUCACCAAAUUGGCUUGGCCUGAUCCCAAGCAAUUUGCGGAAGAGGCUUGGGGAGUUGGGAAGCUGCGGCAUCGAAGACUUGCAAAUUUGAUUGGGUAUUGCUGCGAUGGUGAUAAGAGAUUGCUGGUUGCUGAGUAUAUGCCGAAUGACACUCUCGCCAAGCAUCUAUUUCACUGGGAACAUCAGACCAUAGAGUGGGCCAUGCGUUUGAGAGUAGCACUUUAUAUAGCUGAAGCCUUAGAUUAUUGCAACUCUGAAGGUCGUCCAUUGUACCACGACCUGAAUGCUUAUAGAGUUCUCUUUGAUGAGGAUGGUGAUGCACGUCUUUCAUGUUUUGGUUUGAUGAAGAAUAGUAGAGAUGGAAGUAGUUAUAGCACAAAUCUUGCAUACACACCUCCAGAGUAUCUACAAAAUGGUAGGGUCACCCCCGAAAGUGUUAUGUAUAGCUUUGGCACUGUCCUCCUGGAUCUACUAAGUGGAAAGCACAUCCCUCCAAGUCAUGCUCUAGAUAUGAUACGUGGUAAUAACAUUAUUCUCUUAAUGGAUUCACAUUUGGAGGGGAAGUUUUCUACAGAAGAAGCAACAGCUGUAGUUGGUCUUGCAUCGCAAUGUUUGCAACAUGAACCUCUAGAGCGGCCCCAUACAAAGGACCUAGUUGCAACACUAACUCCCCUGCAAACAAAAUCUGAUGUUCCAUGUCAUGUCUUGCUUGGGAUUCCGAAGCAUGUUGAAGCCCCACCUACUCGACAGCGCCCUCUUUCCCCAAUGGGUGAGGCCUGCUCACGGAUGGACCUCACAGCAAUCCAUCAAAUCUUGAUCAUGACACACUACAGGGAUGAUGAAGGAACAAAUGAGUUAUCUUUCCAAGAGUGGACCCAACAAAUGAGAGAUAUGCUGGAGGCAAGGAAGCGUGGGGACUUUGCAUUUCGUGACAAGGAUUUUAAGACUGCCAUUGAUUGUUAUUCUCAGUUUAUAGAUGUUGGAACGAUGGUCUCGCCAACAGUUUAUGCACGAAGAAGUCUUUGUUAUCUCCUAUGUGAUCAACCGGGUGCUGCCCUUCGAGAUGCAAUGCAAGCACAGUGUGUGUAUCCAGACUGGCCCACGGCCUUCUACAUGCAGUCGGUUGCACUUGCAAAGCUGGACAUGCACCAGGAUGCUGUUGAUAUGUUAACCGAAGCUGCUGAGCUUGAAGAGAAGAGGCAAAAGAGUGGGCGAGGAUCAUGAAAUCAAUGGAAUCACAAAUAAAUAAGCUACCUAUUUGUGUUUUGUUCUUUAACCUUCUUACCCGACAAGUCUGUUUUGUAGCACGAGUAGCUAGGGAGUGGCAUUUGGUCUCUCAAUAGCAAAUGUAUUAUACAGAAACAGAACACCUGUUCUUCGCAAUAAUAACACAAGCUUGUUCACUUGAUUGCAA